AUUUGGAUCAGUCCCGUUACUUCCAAGCAUCAAUUCCCUUUUACUCAUUGAAAUAUUGUUCACAGAAAGAGUAAGAUAGUGCAAAAAAGUGGGGGAGAUAGGUAAACAAAUGAAAAGUAGUACGGAGUAAAAAACAAUGAAUCUGUGUCUUUUGAUAUGGCAGAUUGGCAGUAGUUAUCAAACAGAAAGUGGAAUAUAUAUAUAAGAAUCUGAUUUUAGUCCUCAAUUGAGCAGUUUGGACUUUGGAUACUCAUCACCCGUUUCAGUUUCAGUUCUAACUUCUGAUUCAAAACCGGGAAGUGUCAACCUGUACUAUUAGUAAUAGCACUUACUACAACAGAUGCAUUUAAGUUAUGAGAUUGUAAAGUUUCACCUGUUUUCUGUUUUAGAAUUUAAUUGGCAAAUUGUCUACUUUAGAAGCCAGACUGGAAAUCUCACUUACGAGAAUGAUGUUUUAUGCAUUGCAGAGGCCUCGCUUGAACUGCUGAUCAGGCAAAGGGUAGUUGAACUUGAUCUUGUCCAAAUGAUGAAAGCUUGGUGCAAUGGUACUGCAGCUACAAUCUCCAACACCCACCCGCGCAGCCUCCAACCGCCACCCGCUGUCCAACCGCCGCCGCUGCCUUCCACAUAUUUGGUUGCCAAGGUGCCGUCCAGCCGCACCGCCACACCGCCGCUCAUACUCCUUCACAAGAUGCGUCCAUCGAUUGGGCACUUGGGCGAUCUGAAGUGGCGGCUCAUCAAUGGAGGGGCAGGGAACAUCAUCAGAGAACAAGAGCAAGAACUCAGGUCUUGGGAAUCUAAUUUUGGUGUGUACCUGGGCGUUAAGGGGGGUGAUAUGACAAUUCUUGCGGAUCUGAUUUUGGAAAGUCACGACUCAUGACCAGUGG
Messenger RNA from Cuscuta epithymum, 887 nucleotides. NCBI's taxonomy places the organism in Eukaryota, Viridiplantae, Streptophyta, Magnoliopsida, Solanales, Convolvulaceae. The record is from the annotation of a GenBank genome assembly.